GCCAAGCAACUUUCUCUGGGGUGCAUCGCCCUCGCCAAGCGCAGAAGAGCAGGUGCACAAAGGUGCAUCAAUGGGUUCGUGGUUCUCUCGCUGUCCGCCAGCCAAGGAGAAGAAGCCCGACCGCAUCACCGACUCGGACAGAGCUGUGCUGGACCUCAAAGCACAAAGGGGUCAGCCGACAAACACACACACACACGCACACAAGACCAAGAGAAGACGAGAGCGCAACACAUGGAAGAUCACACAGCCAAAGUUGAGCACUCCUUUGGCUGUGCUGUGUGUGUGUGCUGCAGAUCAGCUGCAGAUCCACAAGCGCAAGCUGCAGUCGACCAUCAGCAGUGACCUGUCGGCGGCCAAGCGGUUCAUCGAAACCAAGAAGAAGAGCCUGGCUCUGCUCGCCCUCAAGAAGAAGAAGCACCACGAGACCCUCAUCGACCAGUGCGACCAGCACCUACUCAAGAUUGCCGAGCUCAUCAGCAAUGUCGAGUACGCGCAGGUGCAGGAGACCCUCGUCAAGGCACUCGAGGUCGGCAACGCCGCUAUGAAGAAGAUGCAGCAGGAGAUCUCUCUCGACUAUGUGGAGCGGCUUGUUGAGGAGAGCGAGGAGGCGAGGGCCUACCAACAGGAGGUCAACGCCAUGCUCUUCAAGGACGGCAUCACCGACCAGGACACCGACGUGCUGGCCGACCUCCGACGCAUUGAGGAGGAAGAGGCCCAGGCUGUCAUCGAGAACGUGCCCUCCCCACCCACGGCCGAGCUGCCGCCUGCUGCGCAGGAGGCGGUUGCUGCUGGUGCCGACGACAAGGCGGAGAGGGCGAGAGUGGAGAAAGAGAGGGCGAGGGAGCCUCAGCUGGUGCCGGCCUGACGUGGUGGGGGGAUGAUGGUUUUUCGGUCGUCGGCGACGGGAUGCCAUGUGUAGGAUAGCUGACCUGCUAUGAAGACGGUUUGCUUGCUGCUUGUACCUUCGACCCUUUUUGCACUGCUGCCAUGAGGACAGUCCUUUGUCGCACUUGUGUGUGCAGACAAUGCUGCUGCUUUGCUUCCAUAGCGGCCUUGUCAGUGCCAUUUCACGUGCAAGUCUGUUGCGUGAUGUGGUCGUGACGAUGCGCCGCGCGAGGCUGAGAGCAGAUGCUCAUUUCACACAAGGUGCACAUGACUACGCGAAUCGACGCGUUGACGUGAAGCGAUUGCUGCACGGCACACUUGCAGUGAGUGAGAAGGAUAGGAUCACUGACUUCAUUUGGCAGUCCACACCAGCUAGCUACCUGGCUGUCCGUCCGUCGACCGUCACUCGUCCGUCCACUCAUUCUACACACCCACGCCAC
Vitrella brassicaformis is the source of this 1325-nucleotide messenger RNA. The record is from the annotation of a GenBank genome assembly. Lineage: Eukaryota; Vitrellaceae.